CGGCAAGCUCCCCCGAUCCCGGACUCACUGAAGAGGAGAGUGGCCCUCACGGCGGGGUCUUGCACGGCCAAGCAUGAAGACACAUUGAAACAUCUUUGGAGGGUUUCAGCUACCGUUCGCAGCACAACGCAAUGGAUGCAGCGCAACAGGCUCAUCUUUGAAGGAGAACCAACAUCGGUAGAGCAAAGUUGCGUCGAGUUCCGGGUGACGGGAGUUCGUCAGUUGAAGGCAAUAGCAAGGAGGGACAAGAUGAGUCCACAAACGGUUGAACAAGGCAUGUUGAUGGAGGACUGUAUCGACAGUUUUCUAUUAAUCCUUGAACAACCAGGACAAGUACGGGUUAGCAGCAUGCAGAAUCGCCAUUAG
Messenger RNA from Phytophthora sojae, 366 nucleotides. RefSeq lists its product as hypothetical. The annotation marks the transcript as partial. The transcript has a single exon. NCBI's taxonomy places the organism in Eukaryota, Oomycota, Peronosporomycetes, Peronosporales, Peronosporaceae. The record is from RefSeq and is a predicted model, not a curated record.